AAAACAUUUCACUCCUUUCACGCCACCGUAAACGCCCAGUUUUAUAUAAACCUUACCCGAACAUUUAAGAUGUCAUAAAGAUUCACAGUUUUAAAAUUUAUUACCAUUGGUUUAGAUGUAUUGCUAUAAUAGACAUGCAAUUGGAUAGCAACACUUUUGCGUUACGGUCUUUGAGGCGCAUUUCUUGCUAACUUUAGUUUCGAGUUGGAAGCAAAACGUGCAUUACAUAUGUGAAAAAAAGACCAAAUAUGUAGAAGCUUCCAAUUUUUUAGAUUGUGUGUUUUAUUUGAAGACAGAUUUGAGGGAUAUUACGAAUGUAAAUCUGAAAAAGUUCUUGAAAGUAUUAAAUAGAAAAGGAGAAAUAAGUGAUUAAAGAUUUUAAAGUAUGACUUGAUAUCAAACAUUGAUUGGAUAUAGAUAUAUUCGAGGAGCAACGGAAUAUAUCAAAUCUAAAGAGAUUUAAAUAUUACUGGUAGAGGGCGCUCAAGGAGAUUGCUAUGAAGAUUACAACAUACAGUUUCUCAACUUUUCUUUUUUACACUUUUAUCUCAGAUUAUUUUGUUUUUAUUGGGGCAUACUCUAACUUUGACAUAUUUAAUGCACCACCGGCGAACGAAGUGGAGGACUGGGAGCUGUUUGACCCGGACGAAUAUGUUAAGCCAUCUGUAGAAAUGGACGUGCCUUUGCGGUAUGAGAUAAAACCUACGCCAGUCAUGCUGGGCAUGGCAAGGUCUGAAUUUUAUAACCAAAGAGAUUAUAUGGGCGCAAAUCGGUUUGAAAUUAUACCAGAUAAAGCACUCCCUGGCGUGGAGAUGACAUCAUUCCACCAUUUUAUACAGAAACGUCAGGACCCGGUGAUUGAAGAGAGUUCCGGAAAUAUAGAAUGUUCAACGCUUACUCAACCAAAUAAUGGGCAAAUGACUACCGACUGUGAAAAUCAGAUCGAGGGCUGCGUUCUUACAUUCAGUUGUAACGAAGGUUACACACUUGAUGGCCCCAGUGUAUUGACCUGCCAAGAUGACGGGAUGUGGAGCCCAUCAAAUAAUCCUCCUGAAUGCAAACAAAAUGUUUGCCCUGAACUGAACAGUCCUGAUGAUGGAACCGUUAGUUACCCGUGCAGAUUUGCUGGAUGCACGGUUCAGUACACGUGUAAUGAAGGAUAUGUUAUUAAUGGAGAUUCGGCGGUUCUGACAUGCCAGUCAGAUGGCACGUGGAAUGGAAACCCUCCUACUUGCGUCCUUCGAGAUUGCGGUGACCCGGGUGUCGCGUCAUCGACAUUUACCGGAAGUACUACAUAUGGCAGCACAAUAACGUUUACAUGUAACACUAACUACGAUUUACAAGGGUCAGCUACGGCCACAUGUGAGGCUGAUGGGGCCUGGGGCAGUACUCCAACAUGUAUUUACAAUUGUGGUGAUCCAACUGUGGUAAACGCGCAGAUUUCAUACACGUGUACAGUUACGGGUUGCACAGCAGAUGUCACGUGUGAUGCUGGCUAUGAGCUAGAAGCGAACAGUCAAAUGACAUGCACUGAUAGGCAAGGGUGGUUAUAUCCACCAUACUGUAAUCCUAUAUCAGCACCUUCGGAAGGAGCCAAUGUCUCGGUUACAUUCGAGGUGUUUUCAGAGGAGGAACAAGCUUUUGUUAGACAAAAUAUAGAACUAACGCUUGAAGAAUACUAUACAGCGUCUAUGCCAGGUACCUAUUUCGCUGACGUCACCAUCUUGAAUAUUGUGUUUUUCACGAGUGCUGGAGAAGUAGCCCGUAAAAAGAGACAGGCAUUGAGCGAACCAACAUUUGUCCAAGUAAAUUAUACAGUUUUUAUUGAAAAUACCACGGAAGCUAAGGGCGAAUUUUCAACGGCACAGACAAAUUUGACCCGACUUUCAACUCUACCAAUACUGGGCAGAAACGUGGACGUACUCAGAACAAAACUUUUUGGAUUCACAUUUGAGAGACCAGACAAUGUUAGAAACGACACAACACAUCUUGAUGGCCUACAGGCCGCUUCCUGCCAGAUAUUUGAAUAUACUAUAAAUGGUUGUCCGGAAGGUACUGUUUGCCGUGUUCAUUUGGAGGACGAUACUACUCGUUGCGAUCCUAUAGCCUCCGGACUCAGUGACACAGAUGAUGAUUUUGCCCUAAAGGUUGGUCUUGGUGUCGGUAUAACAAUGUUUGUGUUGUUAUGUGCAAUAUUAGGAUGUUGUUGUUACUGGCUUGUUUUAGCAAGACGUAGAAAACGUAGAAGAAAGAGAAAACGUCGCUAUGUACGAGAAUACGACAGUUCAAGCUCAGCAACAAGGAGUGGAUUUGCUCCGGGCAUGAUACCUAUAAGAUUCGACACUGUCGGUCGUAGAGGCCCGGUGUAUGGAUCACAAUUUCCCGAGCUUUGGGAAGGCACGGAGUCCGUGGUAGAUUCCAGUUAUGACCAUUCUCCUCAACCUCAUCGACGCGGUUCUUUCCCUUAUGUCGUGUCAAUAGGACAUGAAGAAGAAAGACGGCCAUAUACAUCAAACUUUUCAUGGGACUUUAUGUAUCCCCAUGUCGAUGACGACUUUUCGCUGCCACGACCAAAGUUGUAACCUCAUUG
Molecule: messenger RNA, 2590 nt
Organism: Ruditapes philippinarum (Manila clam)
Lineage: Eukaryota; Metazoa; Mollusca; Bivalvia; Venerida; Veneridae
Exons: 19
Coding region: 498-2582 (694 amino acids)
Source: RefSeq, a predicted model, not a curated record